Messenger RNA from Chelmon rostratus (copperband butterflyfish), 2139 nucleotides. RefSeq names its product CREB regulated transcription coactivator 1b (gene crtc1b). Gene Ontology annotation, biological process: protein homotetramerization; positive regulation of transcription by RNA polymerase II. Lineage: Eukaryota; Metazoa; Chordata; Actinopteri; Chaetodontiformes; Chaetodontidae. The coding region runs from base 2 to 1834 and encodes 610 amino acids. Gene Ontology annotation, molecular function: cAMP response element binding protein binding. Gene Ontology annotation, cellular component: nucleus; cytoplasm. The record is from RefSeq and is a predicted model, not a curated record. The transcript has 14 exons.
GAUGGCGUCCUCUAACAAUCCUCGCAAAUUUAGCGAAAAAAUCGCUUUGCAUAAUCAGAAACAGGCGGAGGAGACUGCGGCGUUUGAAGAAGUGAUGAAAGACUUGAACAUCACCAGAGCUGCACGGUUGCAGUUACAGAAGACCCAGUAUUUGCAACUAGGGCAGAAUCGUGGACAGUACUAUGGAGGCUCACUGCCCAAUGUCAAUCAGAUUGGAAAUGGCAACAUUGACCUGCCUUUUCAGAACUCGGUGCUUGAUACCAGCCGGACAACUAGGCACCAUGGUUUGGUGGAGCGUGUGUACCGUGACAGGAACCGCAUCACGUCUCCUCACCGCCGGCCGCUGUCAGUGGACAAACAUGGACGGCAGAUCGACAGCUGUCCUUACAGCUCGGUUUACCUCUCCCCACCGCCAGACACCAGCUGGAGAAGGACAAAUUCGGACUCUGCCUUACACCAGAGCGCCAUGAAUCCAAAGCCCCAGGAGGUGUUUGCAGGGGGAUCACAGGAGCUGCAGCCUAAACGAGUACUGCUGCUAACAGUGCCUGGGACGGAGAAUUCAGAUUCAAAUGCAGACAAGGAUGCGCAGGAACAGUUGUGGGAUGACAAGAAGGAUGAUUCAUCAAAGCCCAACACAUGUGAUGUCCCGGGAAUCAAUAUAUUCCCAUCACCAGACCAGGAGUUGAACCCAUCCGUGCUCCCAGCUGCACACAACACUGGUGGUUCACUUCCUGAUCUGACCAACAUCCAGUUCCCCCCUCCGCUGUCCACCCCGCUGGACCCGGAGGACACUGUGGCCUUCCCCUCCCUCAGCACGUCCAACAGCACGGGCAGCCUGACCACCAACCUCACCCACCUGGGCAUCAGUGCUGCCAGCCAUGGGAUCCCCACUUCCUCUCAGCCCACCAUGACUGUAACGGCACAGCGCCGGCAACCGCCCGUGGUGCCGCUCACUCUCACCUCUGACCUUCAUCUCCAACAGUCCCCACAGCAGCUUUCACCCACCCUCUCCUCACCUGUUAACAUCACACAGGCCGUGCCAACAGAGCCGCUGACCCUGGAGCAGCAGCUCGCCCAGUACCCCCUGUUCAACCAGCUGACAGCGCAGGCCCAGGCUCAGCUGCUCAGUGACCUCCAGAAGCAGCAGCAGGCCCUGUCACAGGGCAUCCAGCUCAUCACCUUGCCAACUCUGGCCUCCCCUGGUACAGCCACUGCCAGCAGCCCCUCCCCAGACAGCCAGAGCCAGACCACCGCCAGCAUCAGUGUCAGCUCGUACCGCAAUCAGACUGGCUCACCAGCCACUCAGUCUCCAACCUCCCCAGUCUCCAAUCAAGGCUUCUCCCCCGGCGGCUCGCCUCAACACAUUCCUGUGGUGGGCAGCAUAUUUGGCGACUCCUUCUACGAUCAGCAGUUGGCUUUGAGGCAGACCAAUGCCCUCUCUCACCAGCUGGAGCAGUUCAACAUGAUCGAGAACCCCAUCAGCUCCACCAGCCUUUACAACCAGUGCUCCACCCUCAACUACACACAAGCAGCCAUGAUGGGCCUCACCGGGAGCAGCCUACAGGACUCGCAGCAACUCGGCUACAGUAACCACGGCAACAUCCCAAACAUCAUCCUAACAGUCACAGGGGAGUCUCCGCCGAGCCUCUCCAAAGAGCUGACCAACUCUCUGGCGGGUGUUGGUGACGUCAGCUUCGAUGCAGACUCUCAGUUUCCUCUGGACGAGCUGAAGAUCGACCCGCUCACCCUGGAUGGACUGCACAUGCUCAAUGACCCCGACAUGGUGCUGGCAGACCCCGCCACAGAGGACACGUUCAGGAUGGACAGGCUGUAACGCAAGAAGCUGACUAUGGCCAAGAACAAGAAGAAAAAAAACACACUAACUUGUGAAUGGAGCGAAACAAAGGGCGGGAUGAACCCUCUCCCUCGUUGCAUGGCCGUCCAGCUGUCCGACCUCGCCCUCGACUCCGUGAAGCCCUUUGAAACGAUGCGCCACCAAAAGACAACAGGGAAAAAGACAUCCAGUGGCUUGCCGGGGAAUGGCCUCGCUAUCGUUUUGAAUGAGAUUGGUCGCUCAGCGCUUUCGCUAGCCUGCUGUGUUUACAGUGUACCAUUACAUGCCACAUAUAUUCCAAAAAA